CCUAAAUUUGAGCGGUAAACAGAUUCGUAACUAACCUAACUAUUUUUGUAAUCAAUUUUUUAACUAAAUUCCGCCACAAAGUGUUCUUUAGAGUUAUAAAUUACAUAAAACGAUCUUCAAAGUGUUGAAUACCAUGUCUCGGGAUUUACCAGAUGAAGAUGUGAUAUUAGAUAUUUCCAACUGCCAAGAUUUUGCCGGCAGUUGGAUGUGUCUUCAGACGCUCGGCGAGGGAGCUUAUGGGGAGGUGAAGUUAUUAAUGCAUCGCCACUCGAAGGAGACCCUGGCCGCAAAAAUAAUCGACCUGAAAAAACAUAAGGAUGCCGCUCAAAAUGUCCGUCGAGAGGUACGCAUCCACAGUAUUUUAGAUCACGAGAAUAUCAUCAAAAUGUAUGGCAGUCGAUGUGUAGGCGAUGCACGUUACGAAAUUAUUUACUUGGAAUUUGCUGCCGGUGGGGAACUGUUCAACCGAAUUGAGCCUGAUGUGGGGAUGCCGAUUGACGAGGCUCAAAAAUACUUUCAGCAGUUAUUAAACGGUUUGAGCUACUUGCAUCAGAGAGGAAUCACGCAUCGUGAUAUCAAACCGGAGAACUUACUACUUGAUAUCAAUGGUAACCUGAAAAUAAGCGACUUUGGUAUGGCUACGGUUUUCCGUUUGAGAGGAAAAGAACGGUUGCUGGAUAAAAAAUGCGGAACAUUGCCAUACAUUGCCCCUGAAGUUUUACUUAAUCCGUACAGUGCAGUAGAAGCGGACAUCUGGUCUUGUGGAAUUGUAUUGGUUGCAAUGGUAGCCGGAGAACUCCCGUGGGAUCAGCCAACUAUGGACUGCAUCGAGUACGGACAUUGGAUUAACGACCAGUAUUUACUCAUAACACCAUGGAGUAAAAUUGAAAAUACACUCCUCAGUUUGGUUAGAAAAAUACUGUCACUCAAUCCUAAGAAACGACUUUCGACAGAACUCAUUUUACGGCAUCCUUGGCUGACAAAGAAAUUUGUGGCGAAAGAUCCACAACUUCAAUCCGCAAACGGAGACUACCCCUGUAUGGCAUUAUCCCAACCAAUGCCUUGCAAUACGUCACGCGUAAACCCCGCGAAUAUUGCAGAAUUGCUUAAAGUGAACGAGCACCACUACUUCUCGCAGCCCACUCAAAACGACGAUCUGCUCAUUAGCUCCCAAAUACAGCUCACCCAAACUCACAAAAAGAACGAUUUUCCACAUUUAAUUAAGCGCAUGACGAGGUUCUUUGUCAAAACCAACUGCGAGGAAACCGUGCAGAGGAUAGGGGUGCUGUUGGAUGCUCUCCUCUACAAGUGGACCAUGGAUGAAGGAGGGGUCACGAUUUCCACAACCGACCGUAGAAAAGCGCAGUUAGUAUUCAAAGCCAACGUUAUUGAUAUGAAUGGGAAGAUUUUGUUAGAUUUUCGGUUAUCAAGAGGCUGCGGAUUGGAAUUUAAAAGAAGGUUUUUGCAGAUAAAACGUGAUCUGGUGGAAAUUAUUUUAAAACCUGCAGCCGAUGUUAAAGGAAAGUAAUUGUAAAAGUUCCUUUUUACCAAAAGCAGUUUUAUUAAGUAAAUUUCAGGUUUUUUACUGUGGUUGUGUGUUACCGUUGUUGUUAAUAAAUUUUGAUUGAGUAUUUAUGGUUCAGUGUUACAAAGAUGUGUUCUACAUUUAAUAAAUAUAUAUGUUUGAAAUGAC
Photinus pyralis (common eastern firefly) is the source of this 1693-nucleotide messenger RNA. RefSeq names its product serine/threonine-protein kinase grp (gene grp). Lineage: Eukaryota; Metazoa; Arthropoda; Insecta; Coleoptera; Lampyridae. The transcript has 8 exons. Gene Ontology annotation, molecular function: ATP binding; protein serine/threonine kinase activity; tau-protein kinase activity. Gene Ontology annotation, biological process: intracellular signal transduction; protein phosphorylation; microtubule cytoskeleton organization. The record is from RefSeq and is a predicted model, not a curated record. Gene Ontology annotation, cellular component: cytoplasm. The coding region runs from base 134 to 1528 and encodes 464 amino acids.